This is a messenger RNA of Xyrauchen texanus (razorback sucker), 1764 nucleotides long. RefSeq names its product perforin 1.9 (gene prf1.9). NCBI's taxonomy places the organism in Eukaryota, Metazoa, Chordata, Actinopteri, Cypriniformes, Catostomidae. Bases 1 to 1764 code for a protein of 587 amino acids. The record is from RefSeq and is a predicted model, not a curated record. The transcript is spliced from 4 exons. Gene Ontology annotation, cellular component: membrane attack complex. Gene Ontology annotation, biological process: leukocyte mediated cytotoxicity; immune response. Gene Ontology annotation, molecular function: pore-forming activity; calcium ion binding.
AUGGUCCCUGCAGUUAUCCUGUGGGCUGAGCUUCUUCUGUCCUUUCCUCUUCUUACUAGCCCAGCAUGUUUUCUGGGCAAAGAAGCAGACUGUCAUGAUGCUGAGUUUGCACCAGGAUCUGAUUUGGCUGGGGAGGGCUUUGACAUAACUAAGAUGCAACGCCUGGGGGCUUUUGUCAUUGACAUGAGUAAAUGGGAGAUCACGAACAACACAUGUAACCUGUGCAAAAACCCUUUUAUGCAGGGCAAAAAGCAGAAGCUCCCAAUAUCAGUGGUUGACUGGAGAGCAUCCCAAAAGUGCAGCAUGUCAUUGUCCAGCUCUGUUUAUGAGUCCAGUGAGUCACUAGUCAGUUCCAGUGCCUCCUCUAUAGAGAACAACUGGAAGAUCGGCCUGGGACUAGGUAAAAUGUUUAUGAAGGGGUCACUGAUGUUGGCUGGAACUAACUCCAGACUGGCUGAGUAUUCCAUGGCAAAGACCAAAAAGGACAAGUUCAGCUUCGUCAAGCAGUCUGUGUCCUGUACGUACUACAGCUACAGGAUUUCCAGUCGCUCUCCAGUUCAUCAAGAAUUGAGUCAUGAAUUCUCAAACCUUCCAGAGGUAUAUGACAACCAAACAAAGGAAAGCUACUUUUCACUUGUUGAAAGGUUUGGCACACAUUACAUUACCAAGGUGAAAAUAGGUGGAGCUGUGAAAUCUGUGACCAGUGUCAAACAAUGCAUGGCUACUCUUAAGGACCUUAGUACAGAUGAGGUCAAAACAUGUCUUGACGUAGAGGCAUCUGCAAGUGUAGGACAAAAUAGUGUUGACACAGCAUUCCAACACUGUAAACAGACCAGAGACAAGAAACUGAACAAGGACAGUUUUUCUCACAGUUUCAGUGACAGGUUAACUGAAGUCAUUGGUGGCCAUACUCAAGACACUGCACUUCUCUUCUCAGCCAGCAAUGACCCUGGCGCCUUCAAACAGUGGCUGUCCUCUGUGCCAGAAAAACCAGAUGUGAUUUCCUUUUCAUUAAAGCCCCUUUAUAAGUUGCUGCCAGUCAAAAACCCUAAAAGUCAACAAUUACUCAGAGCCAUUCAUGACUACAUAUUGCAGAGAGCCCUUGUGAGGAACUGCUCUAAACCAUGCAAGACUGGUAUUGCAACUAACCCCAAGGAACCUUGUGUGUGCAGCUGUCAUAACAACCCUGGUAUAAAAGCUAACUGCUGUCCUGCACAAAUUGGACUUGCUCAGAUUAUUGUAACUGUAGUGAAGGCAACAGGUCUAUGGGGAGAUUACUUUUCACAGACUGAUGGAUAUGUCAAAGUCUUUAGAAAUCACAAAUUCUUUUUAGGGAUGACACCAGUGAUUUGGAACCGAAACUCACCAACCUGGAACUGGUCCUUUAAUCUUGGCAACUAUGUUCUCUCUACAUUUGGUGGUCUGAAACUAGAGGUAUGGGAUAGGGACAACAAAUGGGAUGACGACCUACUGGGAGCAUGCAUACUGAAACUGAAAUCUGGUGUAAAAAAUGACUUUUGUGGACUCAACCAUGGUACGCUGUACUAUAAAACAGCUGUAACUUGUGCUCCUGGCUUAGCAGGCCCUUUAUGCUCUGAGUAUGUGGGAUCUCCAAUGUCAUCUCAUCUAGAGAAGAUAUAUGUGUCAAGACAUGCCCGGCCUGUCCCAAAAGAUAUGCUGGUGAAAAAGGGAGUGCUUUUAAGUGAGCGGCGCUUCAUGUUCAGUCAGACCAAAGAUGCUAAAAGUAAAGCAUCAAUUUUGUGA